Molecule: messenger RNA, 1197 nt
Organism: Malaya genurostris
Lineage: Eukaryota; Metazoa; Arthropoda; Insecta; Diptera; Culicidae
Gene: mRpL3
Product: large ribosomal subunit protein uL3m
Exons: 5
Coding region: 73-1170 (365 amino acids)
Biological process (GO): translation
Cellular component (GO): mitochondrial large ribosomal subunit; ribosome
Molecular function (GO): structural constituent of ribosome
Source: RefSeq, a predicted model, not a curated record
GGAACAUUGGCAACUCUGGUUGUCAGAUCUUGUUUUCGUUAUUAUAUUUGUUACCGGUAAUUUUGUCUGAAAAUGUUUAAUUCAUGCAAAUUGUUUCAUGGAUUUCUUCAGCGAAGUACUACAUUGGUACACCAAUUGCGGAAUAAAAAUUAUUUGAAUCGUCCUCGUUUACGAAAUCCAUUUUGGUUUGUUAGAAAGGAAAGAACGGUACACAACGAGUUCCUGACAACUGAAAAUUCUUCAUUUGUGAAUGCGGUGUUGCACAGUAAAUUUGGAUUCCCUGCAAUAAUUAAGGGAGUACUAUCCUACGAUCAGGUGAAUCAAUCUGUGUUAGAAAGACAUGCUUUAACGAAUGAUCAAUGGAAAUUGGGUUUGAAGAGAACGGGUGUUAUAGCCAAAAAAAUAGGACAGUAUCCGUUAUGGAAGAAGGAUGGUACAAAAAUUAGGACGACAUUAUUGCAGAUUUAUGAUAAUCAUGUCGUAAAAUAUAUUCCUCCUGAAGAAUUUGCUGAUCUACGAAAACAAAACCUGAGUAAACCAUACGGUUGCCUACUUAUCGGUGCACAAAGUAGAGACCCAUCAGUGUUCACUAAAGAGUAUUGUGGACUGUUCAAAGACUCUGGCGUAUUACCAAAACAACACUUGUGCCGAUUCAUUAUUUCACCAGAAGCCCGACUGCUACCAGGCACCCCUUUGAAUGUAACACACUUCAGAGUAGGUGAUUAUGUUGAUGUACGAGGUAAAACUGUUGAUCGUGGUUUCCAAGGUGUAAUCAAACGGCAUGGUUUCAAGGGUAUGCCUGCAUCUCAUGGUGUGACAAAAACUCAUCGUCGACCUGGUAAUAUAGGCGCUGGCGGUAGUAAGGCACGAGUGUGGCCAGGUACUAAAAUGCCGGGGCAUAUGGGAAACCGUUGGCGGAAUCUUAGAGGCUUGAAAAUCUGGCGCAUUAACACUAAGUAUAAUGUCAUGUGGGUACAAGGCAGCAAUAUCCCAGGAGAUACUAAUGGUUUAGUGUAUGUAUAUGAUUCAAUAUUACCAACGAGGAAGCAUGUUCAGGCGCCUGCUUUUCCUACGCAUUUUGAAUCGGAAAAUGAUAUGGAUAUAGGAGAUAUUUGGAAUGAAGAUAUUCACUGUUUCAAGAAAAGUUCCAUUACAUUUGAAGAAACGUAAAUAAAUGGCUAGUUAUUUAUCUUCAAA